This is a messenger RNA of Rhagoletis pomonella (apple maggot), 2173 nucleotides long. Its product is annotated as protein PTCD3 homolog, mitochondrial. Lineage: Eukaryota; Metazoa; Arthropoda; Insecta; Diptera; Tephritidae. Gene Ontology annotation, molecular function: ribosomal small subunit binding; protein binding; rRNA binding. Gene Ontology annotation, cellular component: mitochondrion. The record is from RefSeq and is a predicted model, not a curated record. Bases 125 to 2080 code for a protein of 651 amino acids. Gene Ontology annotation, biological process: mitochondrial translation. The transcript has 3 exons.
AACAUCUGAGUAUGACAUAACCUCAUAAUUUCCUCUGCGGUGGCGUUUAUAUUCGUAACGAGUGUUCUUAAAUAAAAUAUACAUAUUUGCUAAAUAAUUAAAAUUAUUGUCAGAUAAAAACGCGAUGUAUUUAACUCGCAGAUUCCCGCGUAUAUACACAGGUGCAGCUCAAUAUCUGGUCACCAGCAGCACUCGUUUGUACAGUGGCGCGGCAGAGGAUAUUAUAGAAAUACCCAACCGCAUACAACGGUCUCCAACUGAUAUAUUAAAAGCACUGGCCAGCACGGUUGGACGUGAUCCAACAGCAGCGCAUUACAAAUAUCAUGAUGAUCCGUACCUGAUUCCAAUGUCCAAUGUGGGCAAGCGAACAUUUGCCAUGGCUCAAGAAGCUGGACGAAAGGCGGCCCGAUUUAUUAGAGAAGAGCAUCGUGAAGUGUUCCAACACCAAGAAGCUCAACCACCCAUCGAAGCAUUUGUACCCAAAAUGCUGUAUACAGAAGAAACUAAAGUAGAUGCCGAUACACUGCAUAAUCUAAUUCGCCACUCGCAAGUAACAGACGCUCUUGUGGUAUAUAAUCUGAUUAAGCAGAAGGGUGUUGAAAUCAGCAAUGAAACGAAACAGCAGCUUCUUGAACUUAUUUGCUUUUACAACAACGAAGAGCCGUUGCCGGAAGAAUUGAUUGAAGAACGUUGGUUUAAGGCUAACGCAGACGCACGUGAACGUAAUCGUAAAACUUGGAAAGACGGCGAACUAGCUGAACAGCUGUUUGGAGAAUUAGAACCAAAAACACCGCAAUCGUAUGCAGCGCUUAUAAGGGGAAUGGCUAAAUAUUUUCAAGCUGAGCGCGCGUAUGCACUUCUGCAAGAAGCAACUGAAAAGCAAUUUGAGUUAGACACACAAACUUUCAACGCAGUGAUCAGCGUAACGAACUUCCUAAAAGAAACGGCGGAUCAACGCUGGGAACUAUGCAGGGAAUUACUUCAGCAAAUGUCACAGCAACAGUUGAAACCAAAUUUGGGCACCUUAAAUGCGGCAUUAGAGGUUGUUAGCACUUUUGGAAACGUCAAGUUUGCUCGUAGCUCAGCACUAAAACUACUCGCGGAAUUCAAGCAACUAGGCGUUGAGCUUGGCUUGAGCACUUACUACUACCUAUUGAUCAUUUUCUGUCGAGAACGUGGACCAGUUUCACAUAUUAUAGUCGAUAUUUUAAAUGAGAUCAAGGGAAAAGAAUUCAAAAUUCAACACCCGCGAGACACGUAUUUCUUUACAACGGCAAUGGACGUUUGUCGCAAUCACUUGCAAGACAAGUCCCUUGCAAAGAAAGUCGAUGAACUACUACACACUGGUAAUAAUUAUGAUUUGAUUGGCGAUACAUAUAAAGAGGCGAUAUAUUAUCGUCAUUACUUUGCGCUACUCUGCCAAACAGAACCAAUCGACGAAUUCAUGAAAAUCUAUGACUUACUCGUCCCGCACGUUUACAUUCCAGAGCCCGGUAUUAUGGAAGAAAUAUUAAAAGCUAUUGAAAUACAUGGAGCCGUCGAACUAAUGCCCCGCUUCUGGUCCGAUAUGGUUAUAUUUGAUCACACAAACCGUGAAAGUCUCCUCACACGCACCUUACAAAUUUUAAUAGAUAAUCCUCCUAACAGAGAGCUGCCCGCACAUCAAUCUCUGCCCGAGCAAGUGGGUAAAAUCGCUUGGGAUAUUUAUCAUAAAAUUGCCGAUCCAGAGGGUCGCCGUCCAAAAGACUUACAAUUCACAGGCAAAAUGAUUGGAGACAUACUAGCGUUAUUAGUGCGUAGUGGCAAUUUUGAAAAAGCUAGCGAAGUGUUUACCCAUAUCGACAAAAACCAACAUCGUAUACCAGGGACACCAUCUGAGAAAUGCCUGCUGGCGUACAUAGAUGGAUGUAUAGAAAAUAAGGCACCUUCGCAGGCGCUGAUUUGUUUACAGUAUGCUGUGGAGAACAACAUGGACUUCCAGCCCAUGGUAGAAAGAAUCAAAACAGGAUUUACGCUGAAUGAAGUACAUUUAUCAAAGCUGAAGUCGCUAAUUGGAGAAAGUUUUGGUAGCAACAAUUAAUGAUGACAGUGUGCGGAAUAUUUUGUAUUUAAGUUAGGAGCAUAAUGAUUGAACAUCCCUACUGUGGCAUAAAGUAUACUUUUAAAAACAAGA